AUGUCUCAAAGUAGAGGAAUCGAUACUUUCAACAAUCAAGAGGACUAUGUAGAUCCUUUCCCUGUUUUUGACGUGCCGAACUGCAAGUGCGGAGUUGAAGCGAAAGUGAUGGUUGCCUGGACUGAAAAAAAUCCUGGUCGAAGGUUCUUCCGUUGCGCCAAUUGGAAGUCGAGACAAUGCACAUUCUUCAGUUGGUAUGAUGAAGAAUAUGCUCCCCACAUUAAGCAUAUGCUAACAACAAUGAGAAGGGAGAAAGAGGCGCUGCUGAGAGAAGAGGAGAAGCUUAAAGGUGAAUUGUUCUACCAAAAAUAUCUGAAUAAUAGAUCCACCGUUCUUGACUCAAUUGCUAUGGAGACUGAGAUUGAACAACUAACGGGAAAUACUGCCAGAAUGAUUGAAUUGGAGAAAGAGAACAAGGAAUUGAAGUAUGAGAAGGGCUUAUUCAAAAAGUCUCUCAUUGCAGUUGUUGUUCUAUGCUUGUGCAUUGUCCUUGCUAUGACUAUUUAG
This is a messenger RNA of Mercurialis annua (annual mercury), 507 nucleotides long. RefSeq lists its product as uncharacterized. The record is from RefSeq and is a predicted model, not a curated record. The transcript is spliced from 2 exons. Gene Ontology annotation, molecular function: zinc ion binding. The coding region runs from base 1 to 507 and encodes 168 amino acids. Lineage: Eukaryota; Viridiplantae; Streptophyta; Magnoliopsida; Malpighiales; Euphorbiaceae.